AUGUCGAAUUCCAGGAAUUACAGUGAUAAAAAACCGGAAUUCUCGCGAGAUCAUCUAUUGGGCCUGGUAGAUUCAGAUAUGCUGGACCGGGAGAACGAAGACGGCGGAUUCGAGAAUCACACAGACGAGUUUAUUGACGAGAUAGAGGAACUAGAGGACGAGGAUGACUCUUUGCAAAGAUUAUCAGACCAGGCGAUGCGAAGGAGUGAAUAUGAUCCGUACGACGAAGGCGAAGACGAAGAAGAUGAAGACGAGGAAGCAGAAGAGGGGGACGACGAAAAUGAUGUUGCUAAUAGAGAUGACGACGAGGGAGAGGACGAUUUGGACCCAGUGGACUUCUUGCGCCGGCUUAUUCAGACGAGAUCGCGAGGUGGACGCAUGGGGGCGCUAGAUGAUGAGAACGACGGUGAAGACGACGACGAGAACGACGACGAGAACAACACGCGUUCGGAUCCUUUGAGGGCCAUGAGGCUGAUUGGUGGUGACAGAAGGGAUAUGAGUAGCUAUAACGAUAGAACUGAAGAUAACGAUGAACAAACUGCGGCAGGCAAUGGAUUUGCGGAUGUCGUCCACAGAAUAAUGAGAGAUGGUAUAAUGUUUAGUGGUUUUGAUAGAGACAACAAUGAAAUGCAAGGAUUAAUCAACAAUUUGAACCAACGGGAUGAUCCAUAUAUUAUUUUGGAAACGUUGAAUGAGUUAUCAGAGAGGUUAUUAAUGAUGAACGGAAUUACGGCAGAGAGAAUGGUGCCUGCUAACAAAUUAGCCAAAAGUUUGAUUAAUAUUAUGGAAGAUCCUAAUUUAACGGAAGAAUUGGAAAUCAAUUUGGUUGCGUGCAGAUGUUUAUACAAUUUUUUGGAGGUGAACCAAGAUUUCAUCCACGACGCUCUUAAUAAUAAUGCAGUAGAAUGUUUAUGUCAGAAGCUUUUGGAGAUCACAUGUAUUGAUCUAACUGAACAGUUAUUACAAACAUUAGAAAUGAUUUCACGCGACCCGAUUUCUCAUAAUAUGAUCAUUGCAGCCAACGGAUUAAAGGCAUGCUUGCAAUACUUAGACUUUUUGACAAUUCAUGCGCAAAAGAAGUGUUUAAGUAUAGUAGCCAAUUCCUGUUCUAACAUUUCGCUUGCUAAUUUUAAUAUGGUUAAAAAUGUCUUCGAUAAUAUUUCUGAGGUUGUUAGAAAUAAUACAGAUUCAAACGUGGUUGAAAGCAGUUGGCUCGCGAUAUCAGGGAUUGUAAUGAGUUUCAAACUUAAACCAGAUUACUUAGAGGACUUAUUCUUGAAUAACGAGCUUUUAUUACGGGAAUUAAUUGAAAUUAUUUAUAUCAGUUCUAACAAAUCUCUGAAUUCUUCUACAGAAAAUGAGGCUACAAAAAUACCCUUGAAUUUUGGAUCAUGCUUGAGCUUAAUUAAGUCGUUGAUAAUAUUAUCUAGCGUAAGUGUCGAAAUCUCAAAAACUAUAUUGGAAACUUGUUCUAUUGGUGAAAUAAUAGUGAGGUCCUUGAAUAAAUAUUCGAAGACUAAACCAAACCAAAAAGCACAAUUGAAUAUGUCAUCAGCAUCUAUCAAUGAACAGAAUUUGGAAACCAUUACUUCGAAAUCUUCUAUAGAUAAUAUUUCAGUGGAAGCAUUAAUGGCAGCUCCUAAAGAAUUACUUUCACAAUUUUUGAAUUUGAUUGGUUACUUGUUGCCUAUAACUUAUGACGUAAGAGAUUCUCCCUUCUUGAAAGAUAACCACGAGGAUUAUGAAGAGAAGAUUAAGAUAAACGAAAAUCGUGUUGUCUUAUGUAAAGAGGUUAUUCCAGAUUCGUAUUGGGCGUUUGUGAAUCAAAUUUGGUCAUUAUUAAUUAAUAGUUUUCAAGCUACUAUGGAUUUUGAAAUUCGUAAGAAAAUUGUUAUUAAUUUGUCAAGAAUUAUUUCAUUUAGUGAUGAAAAGGGGUUAAAGAAAAUACGAGGAAUCGAGAUGAUUUCGAGUCUAUUAGCGUCGAUGAUUAAUCAAAGUAAAAGCAUUAUGAAUAAAGAAUUGCCAAUGAAUAAUAAUCAUCAAAAGUUACAGUUUGAAAAGAAGAACGAGACAGAUGUUGAUAUGCUCGAAAGUGAUGACGAAGCUGACGAGAUCAGCCAAAUUAAUUCUUCGAGGAAAAGCGGGCCAGAUGAUGCCUCCAAAGUAAACUCGAAUUGUCUAUUAUUGAGUGCAAUUUCAAUGUCACAAGCGUUGAUUGAAAAGUCUCCAGAUUUAUUUAUUUCUGAUUUUGAAAGAGAAGGAUUAUUUAGCGAUAGUUUAUCUAUCCUUAAUAAUUUGAAAUUGUUGAAUUAUGACUCUAAUGAGAAUUUACCGAAUUUGACUAGAGCAAACCUAUUCUCUUCCAACUAUACUAAUAAGUUCAUUGAUAUGGAAUUUACAAGGGAUUUUGAGUAUUCUCAGACUAGUGAAUUGAUUUAUAGUAAGCUAAUUAAGGUUGCUCAAAAUAUCGAAGACAUUUACCUUGCAUCUAGAUCUUCUGGUGGUUUAAGUGAAGUGCCUGAUCAUAUGAAAGAGUUAGAAGUUAUAAGGGAUAUUUUAGGUAACGAAAAGCUAAUCAAGUCAUUUUCUUUCAGUCAGUGGGAAGAAAUAUGGAAUAGACUUAAGUUUUCAUUAAGUGGAUCAAAUGGCGAGUUCCAGAUAUCAUCAUUUGAGUUAAUAUCGUCGGGAAUAAUCGAAUCACUAUCAUUUAUCUUUACAUCGGAUCUUUAUGACUUUGGGUUUGAAUUAAAUGAUUGUUACAAGGCAUUUGUAACUGUAUUUUUUGUAAAUAACUCGGUAAAGUCUAAGGAUUCAUCCAUUUUCUUACUAGUGAACAAGUUACAAGAAGCAUUGACCAGAUGUGAAUCAUUUGAAAUAGUAUCCUCAGGUAACGCCUCUUCAAUUUCUAAUUAUAAUAAUGAAAGUUACCAUACGUCCGCAAUGGCGAGACAAGUUAAAUUAAAGCUCACUGCUGAAGGUGAUAUUUUGGAAAAUAAAUUACCAACAGGUUUGCAAAACAUGGUAUUGUCUGUUCAUGCAAUUGCUACAUUUAAAUCAAUCGAUACAUUCAUUAAACAAAGAUUGCACUUUCUUGAUGAAUUGAAUGGAUUGGGAAGUGAAGGUGAUUAUAAAAAGAAAAGUGACGAUUCGGAGGAGAAUAAAGAAGAAGAUUCAAAUGAAUCGUCUUGGACUAUUGAAUUUUUGAACGACGGAGAAGUAAUUCCCAAUGAAACUACAAUAUAUGGUGCAGUUUAUAGGUCAUUGCAGACAAAAAUUGACGAAACUGUUGACCCUUCUAAGAUUUGGGCAAAUAUUCAUAACAUUACUUAUCGUAAAGUAGAUGUUGCACCGGAAUCAGAAACAAAACCAAUAUCUUAUGAUAGUAAUGUCAAUGUUACAGACCUUGGUAACUAUGAUAAGAAUACAAUUAAUAUUUUAAAGUUGCUUAAGGUCUUAUUUGAGAUGAAUUCUUCUGUUAAGAAUAACAAUCCAAAUAUGAGUAGCGUUUCCAAUGAUUCUUUUAUGAAUUGGAAGCUCACGGUGAAAUUGAACAGACAACUUGAAGAGCCAUUGGUUGUUGCAAGUGGUACCUUACCUGGCUGGAGUAUUAAUGUAACAAAAAGAUUUCCAUUUAUUUUCCCGCUAGAUACGAGAAUUUUCCUAUUGCAAUCUACAUCAUUUGGUUAUUCUAGAUUGAUUCACCAAUGGCAAAUUAGAACUAAUCAAGAAAUCGAAGACAAUAAUAGUACCAAUAACCAAAGACCUCAAUUGGGUAGACCAACAAGACAUAAAGUAAGACUUUCUAGAAACCUGAUGUUGCAGAGUGCAGUUAAAGUAUUAGGCUUAUAUGGAUCAUCACCUGGAAUUUUAGAGAUAGAAUAUUUUGAUGAAGUCGGGUCUGGUCUAGGACCUACAUUAGAAUUCUAUGCGACCGUUUCCAAAGAAUUUUCCAAGAAGAAAUUAAAAUUAUGGAGAGAUUAUGAUCUGGCAAACAAUAAUGAAGAGGAUUAUAUAUUUUCGAGAACUGGCUUAUUUCCUGCGCCAUUAGACAAAUCUCAAGUAUCAAGUGAAAACGGGCGUAAAGUUUUGUACUUCUUUUCAAAUUUAGGUAAAUUUAUUGCUCGGGCUCUAUUGGAUUCUAGAAUAAUUGAUUUCAAUUUCAAUCCAGUAUUUUUGAAAUUUGUUCAAUUCUUUAAUAAAAAUGGCAUCCAGAAGGCAGCAAGAAGGGAUGUCAAAAAGUUGGCAAAUAUGGCAACCCUUAGGUCAAUUGAUCCAGAGUUAGCUGAUUCUAUGGAACAUCUAUUGAAAUAUGUCGAACAAUUUUCAACUGUUGAAGAACAUGACCGCGAUAAUAUAAAGAUUGAUGAUUGCACUAUAAAUGACUUAUCAUUAUCAUUUAUUGUUCCAGGAUACCCCAAAUAUGAAUUAAUACCAAAUGGAGAUGAUACCCCGGUAACCUCUAGCAACCUCGAAACCUACAUUAAUAAGGUUCUAGAGGCAACUUUAUAUACUGGUAUUGUACAUCAAACUAAGGCAUUUAUGGAUGGAUUCUCGAAAGUUUUCCCUAUUAAUUCAUUGGUAAUUUUUUCGCCGGAAGAAUUAGUUGAGUUAUUUGGAAGUGCUGAAGAAGAUUGGUCCAUUGAAACCUUGCCAUCUGCAGUCAAUGCUAAUCACGGCUAUACCAAGGAAUCAGAAUCAAUUACAAGGCUUAUCAAUAUUCUUGUUAGUUUUAAUGAUAUUGAGAAAAGAGCAUUCUUACAGUUUUUAACAGGGGCUCCAAAAUUACCCAUUGGUGGUUUUAAAGCAUUGAGACCUGUCUUCACAAUUGUUAGGAAGCAAGCUGAUAGUGGGUUAAAGGAUGAUGAUUAUUUGCCUAGUGUAAUGACUUGUGCUAAUUAUCUUAAACUUCCAAAUUAUUCAUCAGAGAGUAUCAUGAGAGAAAAGUUACUUCAGGCCGUAAACGAAGGUGCCGGUGCUUUCCUAUUGUCGUAA
Molecule: messenger RNA, 4992 nt
Organism: Debaryomyces tyrocola
Lineage: Eukaryota; Fungi; Ascomycota; Pichiomycetes; Serinales; Debaryomycetaceae
Source: the annotation of a GenBank genome assembly